Molecule: messenger RNA, 11871 nt
Organism: Paramuricea clavata
Lineage: Eukaryota; Metazoa; Cnidaria; Anthozoa; Malacalcyonacea; Plexauridae
Source: the annotation of a GenBank genome assembly
AUGCACGCGGUCCUUGAAGGUGAACUUGGUGAAAGUGAAAUGGUAGAGGGAAGAGAAGCUCAGAAUGUCAGAAAUCAUGCUUUAAUACAUUAUCUUGCAACAUUGGCCAACUCAAACAAUACCAAAGAUACAUUUGAUUUUGAUUUUGUUGAAUCACUUCUUAAAAACGGCGCGGAUAUCCACAGCACAGACAAGACUGGACAAACAAUUUUUCAUGAAAUUGCCAGAUCUUGGAAUAUUGAUGUCGCAAAAUUUCUCAUAACGAAAGGUAAUAGAUGAAAAUAUGUCAAGAAUGCACUCAGAAUCUACAUACCUCCGUCAGCGGCUUGUUUAAUUAAUAUAUUUCAGGAUAUAUAGAUUCAUGUCCCGCUGAGUGAGCGGUUACUCGGUUAGGGUUAGGAUCAGCAUUCAGAAACAGCGAGACAUGAAUAUAUUACCAACAUUUUCAAUUAUCGUACAGCAUCUCAGCCUAUUAGCAAAUUGUGCAUAAACUUUCACAAAGCAAAAUAUUCACACACUUUUAUACGGGUGGAGAAAAAGUGCCAGUUUCCCAAGGAAUACAGGUGUUAAGUUCUUUGUAUGUUUGCAUGGUGAUAAAAUAUAAUAGUUUUGUUUGUGGAAACACCACGUAAAUUUAUUACUGCAAAGCUUUCGAUCCGUAAGCCCGGAUCUUCAUCAGUGCUAAUAAUAUCAUAUUAUUAGCACUGAUGAAGAUCCGGGCUUACGGAUCGAAAGCUUUGCAAUAAUAAAUUUACGUGGUGUUUGCACAAACAAAACUAUUAUAAUACAGGUGUUCAUCGAAUUUAUUAACAUUGUAACGAUUUAUCGACUAAUUUUUCUAUUUAGCUGUUUAACAUUUUGACAAAUAAGUUGGCAGACAAAUAAACAAACAAACCAACCAACAACACAACCUCGUACCCAGGGUAUUUGCUCUUGGGGAGCGAAAUACCCUGGUAUGGCCUGGUCACGUGACCCGCGGAUUUUGCGUAAAAUGGCGUAUUGUUUACUCGGGUCGGGGGCGUGAGUAUACAUUGUCACUCUUAGUAAUUAAAAUUUAAAAGCGUGAUAUAAUUACUAGGAGUGACAAUGUAUACUCACUCCCCCGACCCUAGUAAACAAUACGCCAUUUUACGCAAAAUCCGCGGGUCACGUGACCAGGCCAUACCAGGGUAUUUCGCUCCCCAAGAGCAAAUACCCUGGGUACGAGGUUGCCAACAACAAACAAACCGAGGUGAAAACAUAGCCUUCUGUUGGAGGUAAUAAAAACACAAAUUAGUGCUGGCUGCUGUUGUACUUAAAGUACAACUUAAUAUCUUUUUAACGAUUUCCAACAGUACAUCUGUGUAGUACAUCUUCCGAUCCAUCAUUGUUCUAUUAGAUUCAAGAAUAGGCGCAUUAAAAUAUUCAGUUUGUUUUAAAUAGUUUACUUAAAAGCUUUCUCAACAACUUAAUGAUUGUGGAUUUGUAAAUUUUUCAAUUAAACAUGUGAUGCAAGUUUCCGACACGGCGACAUUCAAUACAAUCUAUUUCUGCAGGUGCAAAUGUGAACAAACAAGAUCAGUAUGGUCGAUCACCACUUCACGUUGCUGCGGCAGUAGAUUACGCUGAAAUGGUAGAAUUUCUUCUACAAAAUGGGGCUGAUAUUGAUAUUAAAACAACUGGUGAAGGGCAGACUGCAGUACAUUUUGCUGCUAAAAAUGACGCAAUCAACUCUCUUCAGAUGUUGCUAGGAUACGGAGCAGAUAUUGACGCACGUGACGGCAAAAACAGAACACCACUACAGGUGGGUGGGGAAUGUUUGGCUCUGAUCUUAAAUUACUCUGAGCUUAAUUCUUAUCAAAUCUCCAAUAGUGUAAAUUAACCGACUGCUAUUUUUGACCAAAAUCUGAAGUCCAUACUUUCAAUACACCAUUCACCAAUAACCAUGGUUUGUAUCACAUUAUACCCAUCUGGAUCUGCUGGUUUUAAAUUAGAUGCACAAUCAGGCGCACACUUAGCGCCCGUCGAAGGCGGGAGAUAUUCUAGGGGGUAGACUAGAGUCUCUGAAAUGCCAUUUCCUGCACUUUAGAAGGAGAUUACAGAGUUCUAAAGGUAACAAAAUGUCAUGAAAUAUCUCAAAUUUUGUCUACACGCGUUUCUGAAAUAAUAUCAAUUAACUUCGUGGUUAUUAUUGACCAUUGUUUAAAAGUGUAUGGGAGGGGGGGGGGGGGACAUUUAGUGCGGUUUUUGAUAAAACAGUAUUCCGUUUAAACACUAGAAAAUGUAAACUCGAUAUUUGAUUAUCAUUAGGUUGCUGCAGAGAUGAAUCGUUCUAAAGCUGCAAAGCUUCUCAUCAACGAAGGUUCUCCAGCUGGUGUGUAUGACAACUUGGGCAACUCUGCCUUGUGUCUUUUAAUUGAGAAAAUUCCCGAGGUGGCUCUCAAAGCAAUGGAUCAGUUUCAUUCCGUAGACACAAUCAAUCGUAAAGAAUUUUAUUUUCUCAACUAUCUGGAAGGCACGAAGUUAAAAGAACAGAAAACGCCUGCUCGAACUCCUCUUGAGAUAGCUGUCCAGAAUGAGAGGUUUGACAUCAUCAUGCAUCCCGUCAUGCAACGCCUGAUUGCUGUAAAGUGGAAAAUGUACGGCAAAUGGGGCGCGAUCCAGGACCUGGUGAUGAAUCUCAUGUACACCAUAUUAUGGACGGUGCUUGCAGUCACCUUGCCAAUACAUGGAAGAGAUUUGUAUUUACCAAUUGAAAAAAAAUCCUGGAGACUAGUAAUUGGCAUAUUACUGGUUAUUUUCACAAUAUUGGAAAUCAGAAAACAAAUUAUAGGUAAAAGUAAUUACAAUACCAACGUCUUUUUGUCAUUUAUUAAAUAGCCAGGCAACUAGACAAAUUACCAUGUUUAAUUUUUAUCCAUCUUUUUCUAACGUUAUCUUAUGAAGCCCAGUCAGAUUCAGUGAGUAGAUGAAGCCCCCCAUAUAGCGGCGGAAGUGACGUCAGCAUUUUUCCUGUCAUAGGACGUCAGCAUUUUUAGGGAUAAGAGUGACCUCAUUUUUGGAACAUUGUCGCAUAACGUUUGUCGCGUGAUCUUUUGGAAUUUUGGGAUGGCGUCAGCAAGUAUUUGUCGCAUAAACAUUUGUCGCAUAACGUUUAUUGUAAAAAAAUAUGAUCCUUGUAUUAAGCGCUACAAUACCAGUUCGAACCGGAUUUAAUAUACUGUAUAAAUUGAGGUCUUCGAGUGUACAAGAGCGUAGUGUUUACACAGCUUUCGCAGAGGAAAAAAAUAUUUAUUUUAAAAUGGAAGGUUUAUAUGAUAGGCAUGAUCUGUUUGCAGCAAUGUCUAUUUGAUUUUUGGGCGAAUUUGAGAGGAAAUUUUUCAGGCUUCCAGGCUAUUUUGAGCUACCUGAUGUAUUGGAGCGGAGAACAUUGUGCAUAAGGGCACUUUUAAGUGUAGUUUAAAGUUUUAAAUUGUUUUUCAGAACAAUAUAUAAAAUGUCUUAGUUCAUUACUUUGCUAUAAAAAUGUGUUUAUACGUGUCUAGUUUUCAGCCGAGAAAACGUAAAGCAUUCCAACCUCUCAUUAAAGAGUGGUUUUAAUUCGGAAAACAGGUAGCAUAACACCAAAAACGUAGUAAAAAUUUAUUGAAGUUUAUAUACACAGCAAGAGAUUUGUAUCUAUGUACGUCAUAGACGAUUGAUGCAAUGAUUGUGGGACAUUACGAAUGAGCCUAUACGCAUGUGAACUGUGCAAAUGAUUUUAGAGCGAAAUAAUGUUGCUAUGAUACUGUUUUGCUUGCAUAAAUUAGGGGUUCCCCAAGGCUUCCCUCGGGGUACGUAUACGUGUUCGUAUUUUUCGCAUUUUGGUUCGCUUUUUGCUUCGCAUUUUUCGCAUUUUGCUUCGCAUUAUUCGUAUUUUGGUUCGCAUUCUUCGCAUUUUGCUUCGCAUUCUUCGCAUUAAGGCCCGACUAGGCCCGAAAUGGCACUUUUUGGCCCGAUUAGGCCCGAAGCCCGGUAGAAGGUACGGCUAAACUCUAAUGUCCAUUUUUCUACAAGGACUUAUUGUUGCAAUGAAACAAGGCACAAUACAGUUUUAAUAAAUAUUUAUUUCACAUAAACAUUACAUCGAUUCAUCACCAUCUGAAAAACGUCCUUGAUCUUCUAAAAGCUGUUUCAACAGAAACUUUCUUUUGUCAACCGCUGCAGAUAAAGCUUCAUCAGGAUCAAACGAGUCUUCGUUCGCUAAUGUCUCCUUCGUUUCCAUAAUCUUUCUAUGCACAGCAUCAUUUUUAAGUGCAUUCAUCCAUCGUAAAUUAUCCACGUAAACGUCAGCGAAUUCUUUCUGAAGUUCAGGGAGAACGUUUUCAAAGGCUUUCUGCUUAGCUGCACUUUCUUCUUGCCCAUCCAUUUGCAACGUUUUCAUAAAUUCAUCAUACUCUGGUCGAACGGUCGCCUUUGCAUCGUCAAUCAUGGUUGCCCAAGGAUCAAUCUCUUCCUUUAUUUCACCAUCAUCUUCGGAAUUCUCACUGUUUUCAUCUUCCUCAUUUUCCGUAACACUUUCUUCGUCUGGAAAAGAGUCCACACUUUGUUCAUCUGAGUAGCUACUUCCUCCUCCAUCCAUCGAGGUAUUAUCGUCAAUCUUUGCAUAUGCACAAUGGCUCGCCUUAUGUCGCCUGACAUUAUAAUAGGACGAAAACUGUUUCAGACAUCGAUCACACUGGUAAGAAGCCAAAUGAGAGCUUAGACCGUGGUUACUUAUAUAGUGGAUAUAUGCUUGGUUUGCUUGUGGGACAAUACAGGUGAAAUAGUUUGAACGUCAUUGAGGGUACGCAUGCGCAUUUUGUCUUAAGUACUUUUAUUAUGAAGGACUAACGGCUAGCUAGGCUGAGAUGUUCCGGUGGCCUUUUUGGCCCGUAUGGCCUUUUUGGCCCGUUUGGCCUUUUUGGCCCGUAUGGCCUUUUUGGCCCGUAUGGCCUUUUUGGGUCAUACUAUUCGUGCAUCUGUUCCUCGAGUCGUAAAUAUGAUCAUCAUGGCAUCUUCUAAAUUGUUUACAUCGAUCCUACGUCGACUUCCCAUCAACCUUACAUCCACCUCACCUUGACCUUACAUCCACCUCACCUUCACCUCACAUCGACUUUUUAGAGAGAAAUAAAUUAAGUGGCAGCACUCUCCCCCCUGGUGUCAGAUAGGGUUAACAGGUUGUUUGGGUAGGUUAACCUAUUGGGUUCUAUCGGGCCAAAAAGUGCCAUUUCGGGCCUAGUCGGGCCUUAAUGCGAAGAAUGCGAAGCAAAAUGCGAAUAAUGCGAAGCAAAAUGCGAAUAAUGCGAAGCAAAAUGCGAAAAAUGCGAAGCAAAAUGCGAACCAAAAUGCGAAAAAUGCGAAGACGCGUGAGCAAAAUGCGAAGACGCAUACGUACCCCGAGGGAAGCCUUGGGGAACCCCUAAUUUAUGCAAGCAAAACAGUAUCAUAGCAACAUUAUUUCGCUCUAAAAUCAUUUGCACAGUUCACAUGCGUAUAGGCUCAUUCGUAAUGUCCCACAAUCAUUGCAUCAAUCGUCUAUGACGUACAUAGAUACAAAUCUCUUGCUGUGUAUAUAAACUGUUGAUGAUAUUCACGAGUAAUAGGUCUUUUAGCUCAAUAAAUUUUUACUACGUUUUUGGUGUUAUGCUACCUGUUUUCCGAAUUAAAACCACUCUUUAAUGAGAGGUUGGAAUGCUUUACGUUUUCUCGGCUGAAAAUGAGACACGUAUAAACACAUUUUUAUAGCAAAGUAAUGAACUAAGACAUUUUAUAUAUUGUUCUGAAAAACAAUUUAAAACUUUAAACUACACUUAAAAGUGCCCUUAUGCACAAUGUUCUCCGCUCCAAUACAUCAGGUAGCUCAAAAUAGCCUGGAAGCCUGAAAAAUGUCCUCUCAAAUUCGCCCAAAAAUCAAAUAGACAUUGCUGCAAACAGAUCAUGCCUAUCAUAUAAACCUUCCAUUUUAAAAUAAAUAUUUUUUUCCUCUGCGAAAGCUGUGUAAACACUACGCUCUUGUACACUCGAAGACCUCAAUUUAUACAGUAUAUUAAAUCCGGUUCGAACUGGUAUUGUAGCGCUUAAUACAAGGAUCAUAUUUUUUUACAAUAAACGUUAUGCGACAAAUGUUUAUGCGACAAAUACUUGCUGACGCCAUCCCAAAAUUCCAAAAGAUCACGCGACAAACGUUAUGCGACAAUGUUCCAAAAAUGAGGUCACUCUUAUCCCUAAAAAUGCUGACGUCCUAUGACAGGAAAAAUGCUGACGUCACUUCCGCCGCUAUAUGGGGGGCUUCAUCUACUUCAGUGUCAUCGGCGACAUACUUAAGAGUUCUUAAUUCAUAUGUGAUAACCUUCAUUAUUGUCCGCACCUCCUGGGACUAAAUAAUAAUUAUAUACUUCUUCACCUACACACACACACAUCCCUUACACGUUCAUAAUAUGUAUUUAUUUUUCAACAGAAGAGAAGAUAAGCUUUCAACCAGAUUUCAAAUUAAGAAGUUCUUUCCUGUGAGAAAAGUAUAACUUUCCGCCGCUGGACUAAAUUACACUGAUUACUAGAAGGGGAAAUAAACUUUCGAAAGUAACAUGCACACUCAGCUAAAAAAAAGCCAAUAAUAAGGUUUAUUUUGACAUGUACAAAUUUCCCUAAUGACAAGGUCCGAAUAUUUUCAGAUUUUCAAAGUCGCUGAGUAUUCAUUGCAUGACAUUGAAUUUUCCAGCGCUUUUGUUUUGCUUAAAUCGAAAUAUUUGUGGGGAAAUAAGGCUCAAAUUGUAAAUUUAGAUAAUUCUUUAUUAUGCUUCAGUCACCUAAUAUUUUCUCGGGCCUCGUAAUUCUACCAACAAAUCAAAAACUUUGCCGACUAUGUCUUGAGAUAAUUUAGCAGCCAUUAAUAUUAAGUACACAUCAGCAUGUACAUUCUAAGCAUGUUUAGUUAAUAUCGACGAGCUUGCUCAUCUUGGCUCUCGAUUUGUGGUCGCAAUUUCUGAUGGCUUCAUGCCUGUCUACGUAGGCCUUAAUUCGCGAAAGUUAAAUGGCAUAAAUUAUGAUAAAUUAAGGUAUCGUAAUGCAAGCUAAAUCCUCUCUCCUCCGCAGAGCCUCCUUAAGUAUUUACAAUAACUUACAUAAAGUUUCCUGAAUAAAAGUGAGCGCGCGCGGCGUGAUGGGAAGAUUGAAAUGAAGCCGGGAAGGCUCUGCCAGGUAAUGCAACGAAGUAUGGUUUUUGAACCAAACCAGUUGUUUGACCUUUUUUUAAACUUGAAAACGACGGAAAUGUGGAAGAAAUUUAAAUAAAUCUUCAUUAUCUGAGUAUCGAAGUUCAGUAGAGUCAUUUUUAUAACGAAAUGUUGCAAUUUAGAGGAUAUUUAUAAUUAGAUAGCUCAUAUCCAUUUAUAUUCAUUUGCAAUUUCUCAAUAUUUUUCGGUGCAAAUGGACAGAAGAAGAUAUUGAUAUUGGAUUCAUUCCAGGAGACUCAAGUACGCCUGAAAAGAAAAGUGGAAAACAUGUUUUAACCCUCGAAUUAAGCUUGAUAUCGAACCGAACUCCAAACGAUUAUAUAAGACGAUUGCAUUAACUACACGCGUAAAAAUCAUCAUGUUGAUGCAAGUUGUUCAAAACAGGAACGAACAAUGUUGUGCUGCACCCCGUGAACAAUAUUGUUAACAAGUUGUUGAACCAUCAACAUUGUUGCAACUUGUUGACAAUCAUGUUAACAACUUGCAACAGCACUGAUGGUUGAACAACUUGUUAACAAUAUUGUUCACGGGGUGCAGCACAACAUUGUUCGCUACUGUUUGAACAACGCCGAACAACCUGAUCAAUUUUUACCCGUGUAGCAGAGGCUUCCUUUAUUUAGCUCUUCCCAUCACUCCUUGCGCGCUCACCUUCCCCUCACUAGAAACUUCAUGUAAGCCUCUGCGGAGGAGAAAGAGCUGAAUCCAAAUAGAACUUUAACAUUCAACUUUUUUUUCGUUCAGACACAAUUAAAACCAGACGAAAUCUAAAAAAAUGGAAGGAAUGGCGAGCUGCUGAAUUAGCAAGAGAUCUUACGUAUUGUCAUCCGAGGUGGCCUCAAGAAACACAGUACCUGCAAUCUGAGAUUAAAGCAGUCAGACACUUGUCGCUUAUCUCAGGAUCUGAUUGGUGGAUAUAUUUUGAUUGGGUAGCACUGGUGUUCAUCCUGGCAACUAUUGCAUCCCACGUGACCUUCUUUCACUAUAGCACUGACUUAUCCAAAGAGGUCCAUCACUACAUCAUAAUGCCACUCCUCAUGAUAGUUUGGUUCAGAAUUUUGAAGUAUGCUAGACCUUUUGAAAGUGCCGGUCCUUUUGUAGUUAUCUUUGGCAGUGUGACGGGCGACAUCGUAAAGUGGGGAUUUUUGAACUUGAUUAUCUUAAUACCAUUCACCUGCGCAUUUUGGUUAACAUUUGGUGCAAUUUCCUUGCACCCUGUUCCCGGUUACGACAACGUUGGCCCAUUGUUAUACAAUAUGUUUUCGAUGAUGGUUGUUAAUGAUCAUGGUUAUGACAAUUUAGAAGCAACAAAUCCAGUCAUGGCGAGGUUGUUGUGUGGUGCUUUCAUCGGGAUUGCUGCAAUAGUCACCCUAAAUCUACUCAUUGCUCUACUUUCGAACACAUUCGAAAGAUUGUACGAGAAGGCAGUUGAGAACGCCGUUAUGCAGAGAGCUCGCACAAUCCUAUUGCUGCAGAAAUCUUUGAGACGAAAACAAAAGUUAAAGUAUUAUGGUUUUAUCAGAAAGAAGGGAAGUCCUGAAGUGAUUCGAAACGAUCUUGGACGAUUGUUAUCCACAGAAACAGAUGAUAAUGCGAGUCUAGAACAGGUCCAGGAGGAUAUAAGGUAAGAAUUGCAUGUUAGCAAUUUUGUAGUAAAGGUUAUACAUGUAGCUGUAUAAUAUUGUUUCUGUCACGGACGUCAAGAAGGCUUAUACUGGAACACAAGAUUGAUUGAAACCAAUUGAAGUUAUAUUAUAAAAAAUGGAAUUCCAAAAGAACUGGGGAGAGUUUACUGGGAACUUCGAGGAGCAGAAAAGUCGGUAAAACAUUUAUAAGCGUGAACGACUGUGUUCGUGGCAGAACCACCAUGAUGUGUACAUCCUCCUCCAAAUAACGAUUUUGAGUUAAAAACUGAAAUUAUAAGCGCAUUUCCAUUUCUAGACACAUGAAAUUAUGUACAGAAUAAUAGAAUUAAGAAGCGUGUAGUAAAAUUACUUUUUUAUUCAUCGAUAUUUAGAUUUAUAAUGAAGGUCCUUGGGGAGAGAUUUGGUAAAAAAUAUGGUAAAGGGAAGAAGUCUGACAUGGAUUUUGUGAAAAUGGAUCUAAGCAAAGUAAGACGUUUCCAGGAAGAACUUGUGGUAGAUGUCCGGAAUAUGAAACUCAUGAUACAAGGAAUUACUGAGAUGAUGGAAACACUGCAAACAAAAAAUAAUACAACUCCAGAUCAUGUUGUUAACGACGGCGACAAGAAUGAUGAAAACGUGAACAAUAAUCAAAAUAGUACAAACAACAACAUCAACAACAGCGACAACAAAACAGAAAGCUCAUUUGCAACUCCAAAAAUUUUCACGAUUCCCUAUUCAAUGAGCGAUAACAAAAAAAUCCAACGAGUGCAAAAGAAAACCAAGAAUUCAAAAGAGAGUUCAAGUGACUCAGACAGCGAAACUUCCAGUACAAGUUCGCAAGAUUCCAGUGAUGAAAAUAACCACAAAAGUAAAAAGAAUCAGAAACGCAAUAAAAACAAAAAGAAAAGUGGACACAAAGACAGAAAAGAAACAGCUAGCGAUGGGAGCAAACAUGAUAAAACUGAAAGAUUACCGUAUCCUGGUCCAUCAUUGACAAAUCCGAUGGACGAUUUCAGACAAAACAACAAUGUUUAUCCUCCAAGCUCAAGGUAGGUGAACUCAUGUUUAAUUAUGUACAGUAGAGAGACAAAGCUGCAGCGACGAGUCACGUUUUAGGUGGAGUUACUAUUUUUAGACUUUUCGGGUUAGGAUUAGGAAAAGCGUUAGGAUUAGGCUUGAUUAGGAUUAAGUUCAAAAUACAAAAGAAUACAAAAUUACAAAAGUUUAAAAAUAGUAAUACCCCUAAAACGUGACAGGUAUAAGCUGCAGAUACAAAGUUUCACGCUACAGGUAUAGUGUUUCACAGGUUCAUGAUAAUUAUACUAGUCAUAUUCAUGCAGCUAGUUUUCCUGUCUGGUGGUAAAUUGUCUGCAUAAGUGAACAGACUAUAGCGCUGACUAUAACCUUAGUAAAUUAACUACAAAUAGACAAAAUGGAAAUAACAGGGACCGGACGAACCGGUCUACUGUUUAACUAAAAAUCAUACUGAUGCAGGGCUUAAAAAUCCAACAAAAAAGUUUACUUAUCAAAUGAAACAUUCCUUGUUGGCAAGAGGGAACACAGCAUCAAGUCUUGGUAUGACUUAAAAUUAAGUUACCAUUUUUAACAAAGAAAUAUCUUUUAGAUGACAAGAAACGCUAAAUUAUCAAGCAUGCAGUUAUAAUUAUUCAUAAUAUUACUAAAAAGGUAUUCAUUGAGUUUUACCCUUUGUACUUUAGAUUAUCGACGUCAGCUAGCUACCCAGAAUUGCAGCUAGUGCACGAUCAUAUUCCACUCAUUUCCCACGGGUACUCCGCUAUCCCUGCAAGAAGUCCAUAUCUCAGCACCAACAGACGAAUUUUCAACCCUGCGAUAACUUCACCUUCGCCCUACGACAGUCCACUUUUAGGACAAGAUAGGAGAUUUGCACCGCAGAUCCAACAAAGGCAAAACGGUUUCACAAAUUAUGGCUUUCAAAACCAAGAUGUUCAUAACCAACCUGCAACCAACGUGCAGUAUUACACAAAUAUACCUCCACAAUCAUUACAUGUACCUAUAACCAAACUACCAACGUCAUUAAGUGACACAGCAAUACAUGGAUCUACCCAACACAAUCAACAUCCAUAUGCAUAUCAACCGGAAGUACGGAAUACGACAAGUCACGUGUUAUCGCACGUGACAGGAUUUCAACCAGAGCAUGAAGUAUUUCACGAACCAAGUCCUACACAAGCAAGUUGGGUAAACUCCUCAGGUUUAAGUGAAAGAAACCACGAUCUUUUCUUCCCAAUACCUCGAGCAAGCGUGCCUAGUGAUCAACAAUCGCACAGUACAACAUCAGAAGUCGCGCAUGGUCAAACUAACCCAGUGAUUUAUUCGCCAGACAACUCAAGUGAAAUAUAACGGAUUUAAAUACUUUACUGCACAGAUCAUGCAACUCACAAAAUGCAUGAAAAGAGUCUCAAGAAUUUAGACUACAUGCGUAUAAUUAACAGUGCAAUAAUAUAAUGUAACAAAAUUGCCUGCAGACUUUCAAAAUCAAAUGAAAGUUUGUCUCAUAAAAUUGAACAUAUCGUCAUGAAACUGAAUUAAUUUUCUUACCAAUACUGUGCAAAAUAAAAUUCCUCACCUCCAAAGAGUACCCUGCGAAUAAAAGCCCCCUUCGAACUGUCUUAUUCCUGAAUUAAAUAGGGGGUUGGAUAUUGUUUGAAGGUUGCAAACAGCAAAUUUUCAAUACAUAUUUUCCUACGUCUAAUUUUUUAUGCAAACGAUUUCAAAAUUGUAUAUAAUUUUGCACGCCAUGACAUAGCCAUUGUUAUGCAUGCUGCUUGCAUAUAAGGUGUGGAGUGAACAAGUGCUUGAUAUUCUGAGACUAUGAGAAGAACUAUAUGAGUUAUCAAGAAUAGUAUAAAUUGUUAUUCAACGUUUAGGUAGCACAUAUUCAAGUUUAAUUAUGUUGCCAUCUUUGACUUGAAUACUAUGCAUGAUAUGCUAUUUAAAGAGUUUUCUGAUUUCUAUUUCUGAAAAAUAGAUAUUGAACG